AUGGCCCGUUCAAAGCAGACAGCAAGGAUGUCAACCGGGGUACAGGCUUCCUGCAACCAAUUGCCAAUAAAAGUAACUGCACCAGAUCUGCCACCCACAGGUGGAGUGAAGAAACCCCACAGGUUCAGGCCUGGCAGAGUUGCCCUCCAUAAGAUCCGGAAAUGCGAGAAGAGCACUGAACUCCUCAUAAGAAAUUUCCGCUUCCGGAGGUUCAUCCGGGAGAUUGCUCAGGACUUUAAAACCGAUCUGCACCUCCAAAGCUCCGUCAUUGCUGCACUGCAAGAGGCAUUGGAGGCAUACCUGAUGCGGCUCUUUGAAGACUCCACUCUCUGUGCCAUCCAUGCCAAGAGAGUUAUCAUCACCCGGAAGGAUAUUAAGCUUGCUCGCCGCAUCCGAGGCGAAAGAGCAUGAUUAUCCAAAGAUUUUUAAUUUCAGUUAUCCCAGUACCAUGUAGUAGUUUUGUU
This is a messenger RNA of Cryptomeria japonica (Japanese cedar), 464 nucleotides long. RefSeq names its product histone H3.3-like. Gene Ontology annotation, molecular function: structural constituent of chromatin; protein heterodimerization activity; DNA binding. Bases 1 to 411 code for a protein of 136 amino acids. NCBI's taxonomy places the organism in Eukaryota, Viridiplantae, Streptophyta, Pinopsida, Cupressales, Cupressaceae. The transcript has a single exon. Gene Ontology annotation, cellular component: nucleosome. The record is from RefSeq and is a predicted model, not a curated record.